Molecule: messenger RNA, 207 nt
Organism: Colletotrichum costaricense
Lineage: Eukaryota; Fungi; Ascomycota; Sordariomycetes; Glomerellales; Glomerellaceae
Exons: 3
Coding region: 1-207 (68 amino acids)
Source: RefSeq, a predicted model, not a curated record
AUGGGCUUUAUGAAAUCAUCUCUGGCGUGUCUAGGGGCACUUGCCGUCCUGAUCAUCGCUACCCCUAUAGACAAAACUUCAACCCCAGCUAUCUCUGCUCGUGCUGAGGCUACCGUCUUUAUGUGUGACGACACCCGCUUCAGAGGCCGCUGCCGAACCGACGUCCUUCAGACAGGAUCUUGCUCCAGCGCCGCUACAAUAACUUAA